GACAGAGUAUCAAAUAGCACCACGUCUGUUUCUCUCCGUUUCUGCCCUUCUUUUUAUAAGAGGUUUUAGGGUUUUUGCUUUUCUCUCAUUCCGGAGCAAACGCCCCCAGGAAAGCAGCUCUUCUCUGGAAAUGGCUCCAAAACGAGGAGGAAAAGCUCCUGUACCUGCAAAGAAGAAACCGGAGAAGGUUGUAAAUCCCUUGUUUGAGAAGCGCCCAAAGCAGUUUGGGAUUGGAGGGGCAUUGCCACCAAAGAGGGACUUGCACCGUUUUGUGAAGUGGCCGAAGGUUGUCCGGAUCCAACGGCAGAGGAGGAUCCUCAAGCAGCGGUUGAAGGUCCCACCAGCCUUGAACCAGUUCACGAAAACGUUGGACAAAAAUCUUGCAACAAGCCUCUUUAAGAUGCUUCUCAAGUACAGGCCUGAAGACAAAGCUGCAAAGAAGGAGCGUCUGCUGAAGAGGGCUCAGGCCGAGGCUGAGGGGAAGACUGCUGAGGUCAAGAAGCCUAUUGUUGUUAAGUAUGGACUCAAUCAUGUUACAUACCUUAUCGAACAGAACAAGGCCCAAUUGGUAGUUAUCGCCCAUGAUGUGGACCCAAUCGAACUGGUCGUUUGGUUGCCUGCCUUGUGCCGGAAGAUGGAGAUUCCUUACUGCAUUGUGAAGGGAAAAGCACGGUUGGGAGCGAUUGUUCACAAGAAAACUGCAGCCGCAUUGUGUCUGACCACUGUGAAAAACGAGGACAAGCUGGAAUUCAGCAAGAUCUUAGAGGCUAUCAAGGCAAACUUCAAUGACAAGUACGACGAGUACAGGAAGAAAUGGGGAGGUGGGAUCAUGGGUUCUAAAUCCCAAGCCAAAACCAAAGCCAAGGAGAGGCUGCUGGCCAAGGAAGCUGCCCAGAGGAUGAACUAGGUGUAGUCUCUCUCUCUCUCUCUCUCUCUCUCUCUCUCUCUCUCUCUAUUCCCCUAGGAUUUUGUUUCAAGAUUUCUUUUUGUAGCUGUCAUCUUGAGUUUGCCUUAGCCACCUUUUGUUUUUUAUCAUAUGGGAUAAUAUAUUUUUGCUUGUUCAAAACAUUCUUAGACUCUAGGAUAAGGAAAGUUAUCACUACCAAUCUAUUAUGGUAUUUUUGUUUCUCUUAAAAAGAGUUUACAAUG
Molecule: messenger RNA, 1149 nt
Organism: Magnolia sinica
Lineage: Eukaryota; Viridiplantae; Streptophyta; Magnoliopsida; Magnoliales; Magnoliaceae
Product: large ribosomal subunit protein eL8y
Exons: 7
Coding region: 131-907 (258 amino acids)
Biological process (GO): ribosome biogenesis
Cellular component (GO): ribonucleoprotein complex
Source: RefSeq, a predicted model, not a curated record